Penicillium odoratum is the source of this 342-nucleotide messenger RNA. RefSeq lists its product as uncharacterized. The transcript is spliced from 3 exons. The record is from RefSeq and is a predicted model, not a curated record. The coding region runs from base 1 to 342 and encodes 113 amino acids. NCBI's taxonomy places the organism in Eukaryota, Fungi, Ascomycota, Eurotiomycetes, Eurotiales, Aspergillaceae.
AUGGCGGACCUAAAGAAAGUCGUUCCCCUCGUUCUUCUCCUCCUCUUUGUCGCCAUCCUCGCUGCUGUGGGGUUCGCCGUCUAUAGCGUCCUCCAGGAUGUCAAGAAGAACACGCGCGCAGAGAUGGAGCGCAAAAAUGUUGUGCUUUCAAAGGAUGGAAUGAAGGUCAAUAUGAAGGAGAUCGACGACGAGAAUUAUAAAGAUCGAACUCAAAGCGUUCUCUAUAAUAUGUGGAACCACACCUCCUUCCCAGCAUACAAGAGUCGACUGUGGAAUAUGACGGGCACCUCAACCUCGAAGAGUGAAGGUGGUGCUGAAAAGCGCAGAUCGCGUUCGAAGUAA